Molecule: messenger RNA, 492 nt
Organism: Eimeria maxima
Lineage: Eukaryota; Apicomplexa; Conoidasida; Eucoccidiorida; Eimeriidae
Product: myosin light chain 2, putative
Exons: 5
Coding region: 1-492 (163 amino acids)
Source: RefSeq, a predicted model, not a curated record
AUGAAUUGUGGUGUUGAUCGUCAUGAUGUUGAAUUAUUCUUUGAUGCCGAUCUACAGGAGCAUGUAUUAAUGGAGGGUACAUGCAGGGCACAAGAGAUAGGACAUUUAGGGACAAUAUAUACAAAGUGUCCCCUUAAUUUUAAUAUAAAUAAUUUAGCCCCCCUAGAGGUACCAAGAGAGGAGACAGCAGCAGCAGCAGCAGCAGCAGGAGAUACAGCAGCAGCACAACAACAACAAGAUGCAACAGCAGCAGCAGCAGCAGCAGCAGCAGCAGAUAAUAAAACUGCAGCAGAUAUACUAACAGAGAGCACAGAGGCAGAGGAAGAAAAAGGUGCACCUAAGUCUGCUAUGCAAAUAGACUUCGAGAAGACAGCAGGGAUUAAUUCUUCCAACAAUUCUUUGCACUAUUUGAUACACAGGAUAGUGAUGGGGAAUGACAAAGUAUUACCUAUUAAUGUUGUUGUAGAUAGGAUUAUGGAGGGCCAAGUCUGA